Conger conger (European conger) is the source of this 567-nucleotide messenger RNA. RefSeq names its product microtubule-actin cross-linking factor 1, isoforms 6/7-like. Gene Ontology annotation, biological process: regulation of focal adhesion assembly; intermediate filament cytoskeleton organization; regulation of microtubule-based process. The record is from RefSeq and is a predicted model, not a curated record. The annotation marks the transcript as partial. NCBI's taxonomy places the organism in Eukaryota, Metazoa, Chordata, Actinopteri, Anguilliformes, Congridae. Gene Ontology annotation, cellular component: membrane; microtubule; cytoplasm. The transcript has 3 exons. Gene Ontology annotation, molecular function: structural molecule activity; cadherin binding.
UCUCUCUCUUCCUCUCAGGACCUGCAGGACCAGGUGUCCCAGCAUGCCGAGCGGUACAGUGACGUACUGGCACGGGGGCAGGCCAUGCUGAUGUCCCUGCUUGAGGGUGAGGAGGGGGGUUUUGGGGCGACCCAAACUCAGGAGCACCUUCUGCUCCUCCAGACCAGCUGGGCCAGCCUCAACAGCAAGAUGGACACCAGGAGGGUGAAGCUGGAAGAGGCGGUUUCCCUGGCGACGGGGUUUCAGAGUUCUCUGCAGGUGUGUGUGAACUGGCUGAUCCAGUCAGAACAGGCCCUGAACAUGGCCCUGCCCCCCAGCCUCAUCCUGGACACCCUGCUGCUCCAAAUUGAAGAGCACAAGGUGUUUAUGAGCGAGGUCAGCUCACACAGGCAGCAGGUUCUGGUUCUGGAGAAGGUGGGGUCGGAGCUGCGCUCGGCCAGUCUGGAGCAGGACGAGGUUCUGAUCGGGAAUCUGCUGCUGCGAGUCCACUCCCGCUGGCACCAGCUGGCCAAGAGCUCCCGCGAGCGCGAACAGAGUCUGGAGGAGGCCCACAAGACCGCCACCAAG